AUAAAAAAUAUUCAAGUUAUAUUGGGCAUGUUACUGCCUCAAAAUGACCUUCUUUUGCAAGAAAAGUUUGUUUUUCCCGCUCUUGGCGUCAACGCUGAUCGGUUUCCUUUUUUGGGUGUUUGAUAAACAAACCUAUUACGAGAAUUGUUCAGUUGUCAAAGCAGCGAUUGGACGAAACAACAGAUCAAUUAGCAGCUUACUAAGUUCGUGAACGAAGAAGGUACUUAAACGCUCAAGAAGUAUUGAAUGAACCGUCGGGAAAUUUGUGGAAUUUCUUACUUGACAAUGAAGUGUUACAUUUGUCUCUGAUGCUGCUGGUUUGAAAAGAACUAUUGAUGAUCAAUGGAAUGCUGGAAUGCGGUUGAUGCAGCUUGGCUGUCGAUUAUCACCCUUUUGGUUGCAUUGCAGGGAUUCAGCUUUGCAAUUUAUCAGGCUGGUGCCAGACCAUGUCAUUCAUCAAAUCUACAUGUACUCUUUGUUUAUGCUGUCAUCAACUUCACUGUUGGCUCCAUACUGUGGUAUUUUGUUGGCUAUUCUCUCUCUUUUGGUCCUUCACAAAAUGGCUUAAUUGGAAGCCUUGAUGAUGCAUUCUUUUUGGGUGUGUCUGGUUCCAAGUGUUCUGUUCAUGCUGACUCUGUGCCAGGAAUUCUUUUUGCAAGUUUUGAAAUGAUGCUGGCUGUCAUUGCUCCUCUUAUGCUUUUAUCUGCUUGGGUAGAUCAAAUGAACAUUCUUGGAGCAUUGAUUAUUUAUCUCCUUUGGCCAAUAUUUGUAUAUUAUCCUCUUACUCACUGGAUACGUGGAGAAGGAUGGCUCCAUCAGCACUUUGGAAUUGUGGAUCAGUCUGGAAGUUUGACAAUACAUGCCUCCACAGGUUCCUCAGCACUUGUUUUCACUAAGGUCUUUAAUGGGGUUCAUGAAAACCAGACACACAAACAAGACCACAAGAAAGAGCAUGUGCACUUUUUAAAUGUAUACCUUCUAGCUGGGGGUUUGGUUACUUCUCUAGGAUGGUAUUGCACAAAUGUUGGAUCUGUGCAUAAAUUCAAUAGUGCUGCAAUACUUUCAUUGGUUAAUUCUGACCUCUCUGUCUGUGCAUCUUUAUUGAGCUGGUUGAUUGUGAUGUAUCUCACCAAAAAAAAUUACAGGAUGACUGAUCUUUUACAAGGCAUCAUAGUUGGUCUUGUAGGUGUGAGUGCAUCUUCUGGUUCAAUAGAACUGUGGGCUUCGAUGAUUAUUGGACUUAUUGUUGGUGUGAUAUCAUCAGUUGUUUCAUGGUCUGUACAGAAAUACCAACCUUUAUGGACCAGUAUGGGAAUGCAUGAUAUCACCUAUAUUCAUGGUGUUCCGGGCAUCCUCGGGGCAGUAACAGCUGGUCUGUUCACAAAAUCCUCAAAGGAUGUGGCAAGUGAAAAUGGUGCUUUCUAUUCCAAUGGUGCUCAACUGGGUGUUCAGUUGUUAGGUGUGAUCGUUACAACCACGUGGUCUGUACUAUGGACUUACUUAUUGAUUUGGCUCAUAAGAAUAACAGUCGGACUGAACUCAGGUAACACAAACAAAAUGUUUGGCGCGUGUGAUACCGCGAAAAGUUUACCGUCAUCCGUGGUGAACAGUGAGAGGGAAGUGCUUCGCAAGAAACUCUUCAAGGUGGCUGCUAAAGGAGAUUUACAGGAAUUGGAUAACUUGCUUGUUCAGCAAGUGUCUUUUGGCGUACAAGACUUUGAUAAACGAACGCCACUUCACGUGGCCUGCAUGUGUGGUAAUCUCAACUGUGUAAAGUUCCUUCUUCGGCAGCCUGGUGUGGAUAUUCACGCAAGGGACCGCUGGAAAGCGUCACCGCUGUCUGAAGCUGUACAAUUCGGUCAUGAUCAGGUGGUGCAGUGUCUGUUACGUCACGGAGCGGGAUGGUGUGAAGAUGGAGUCGGGGACUUGCUCUGCAGCGCUAUAAUGAAAAACGAUGUGGAGGAGCUUCAACGCCUUGUGUCUCUUGGCGUGGAUGUGAAUGCGCCAAAUGAAGAGGGUAGCACUGCUCUUCAUGUUGCAGCUGCCGUUGGGAGUCGAGGAGUAGUACAGUACCUCACUGAUAACAAAGCUGAUAUCAACGCGGUUGACUCGCUUGGAAAUACGCCUUUGAAUUACUCCAAUAUGCACGAGCACCGCGCAGUUAGCCAGUUACUAGAGGGUUUGGGCGCCAGGCGAUUGUCACAUCAUUACAGUAUGCACGAAGUCUGUGAAGUGGCGAGCAUAGGCAACCUGCAGAUGCUGAGGCACAUGGUUCAUAAUGGUGCUACGGUGUGUUACAGGGACUUCAACAAACGGACGCCGCUUCAUGUCAGUGCAGCUGAGGGUCAUUUGGAUGUGGUUAAAUUUCUUCUUUUACAACCAGGAAUAAACAUCAAUGCCAGAGACACAAACGAUUUUUCUCCUCUUCUUGACGCCAUCGUGAAUGGCCAUCAUGGGGUGGUGCAAUACUUGAAGGCAUGUGGAGGUACCAUAAGUGAAUGCAAGUUGGCCUCUCUGAUGACAAGCGCUGCCAGCACCGGUGAUACAAGGACCAUGAAACGUUUAAUAAGAUGGGCCGGUCACGUGAACGUGUCUGACUUUAACGGACAGACCGCGCUCCACAUGGCAGCGAUGUGCGGCAGGCUCAAUGUCGUUAAUUUGUUGCUGAAGGAAGGUGCAGAUGCAACACUCGUCAAUCGUUAUGGGCAGAUUCCGUUGCAGAUAGCAACAGCUAAUGGCCAUAAAGCGGUUGAAAAGGAACUUCGGAAACAACUUAAGGUGACUGGUCCACAAGACUCGUGUCACUCUCCCAACCAAUCAGAUGCAAAACUAAACCAAUCCAGAGUUGGUCAUGUUAGGGAGCUCACUGAAGAAAUUAUUCUCACCGACCAGGUUACCACAAUAACAUGCUACAGCCCUGAAGCAAGAAGGCGAGGAAGGAAAUCUAAACCUGAUCGGCCACAAUACAGUUACUCAAAGCGCCCGUCUCGGUCCUCAACAGAAAACUCCCUGGAACUCCAGCAGUAUUGCGAGCAUAGUGUUAAUAGUAUUCACACGUCUCGGGAACUAAUCAACCCGGCAAACGUACGGGCACCGUUAGAAGGAAAUGACAUCUCGCAGUUACCAAUUCUAAAUGUAAAUACACACGCAAUUUCUGGUCUUACUGCACAAGCGCGAGAGAUGACAGGGGGACAGCCAGAUUAUGUUUGAUGCUGGAGAGAAAUCGAUCGGUAAAGCGUUUUCCAAACGGAAAAAUCAAGAACCUGUGACUCCUUGAAAGUACCCCACAGGUAGUUAGGCAGCAAAGAGGAAUGUACAAGUCAAAGGCCACGAAAAAACUGCUUCUUCAUGCAAGAAGAGCUUUUUCUAGAAUUGCAUUCAAGCAAACAAGAUCCUUGCUAGGCAAUCCUCUGUUGAAACUCCCAAAGUUGAUGCGAAGGGUUCCCGAAACGUCAUAUCGAAUCAAAAAUUAGCUUGAGCGUCGAAAAGGUCACCUUCCCAUACAACCGAUGCUUUCUGACCAUCAAAACCUGCUUGCGCGAAAUUGUUCACUUUCUGACAUGUCGAGAUGUCAAGAUCCUUGAUGACCACAAAGUACAGAUAAGUUUGUCUUCUUCCCCUUAGUGGCUGUAGAAUCGAUUUGUUUAAAUGGUACAUUUUUCUUCAUUUAGUCAUCAAACAGACCUCCUGGUUCUUCAGCAUCUGAGUCAUCAACUUUUUCAUCUUUGGUUUUUUUCCUUUGGAAUUUACUUUGCCUUUCUAAAAUCUUGAAGACAGAAACAAAAUAUAAACAUUUAAAUAACAUACAAUUUACAGAAUUGAACUGACAAAAAUUCAAGAAUGAUUUUUAAAACAGAAUAUUGUUGUACAUAAUGUUUUAAAUUUAUUUAAAGGGCAAAAUCAGCUACAAAU
Pocillopora verrucosa is the source of this 3912-nucleotide messenger RNA. RefSeq lists its product as uncharacterized. Gene Ontology annotation, biological process: ammonium transmembrane transport. The record is from RefSeq and is a predicted model, not a curated record. Gene Ontology annotation, molecular function: ammonium channel activity; protein binding. Gene Ontology annotation, cellular component: membrane. NCBI's taxonomy places the organism in Eukaryota, Metazoa, Cnidaria, Anthozoa, Scleractinia, Pocilloporidae.